AUGCACACCCCAUACUCGCCCUUGUCUCAUCCUCAGGCCCGUGGACCUCAAGCACGUCGCGAUCUUGAACCCCGUAACGCCCUCCUCGAAGACUAUAGGUUGACGAAAAUCACGAGAAGAUGGGAGUUACACGAAAUCAAAGGCCAGCUCGCCGAGUUUUGUGGUGAUCAACACGGUUCGAGAUUUAUUCAACAGAAAUUGGAGAACGCGACGGAAGCUGAGCGUCGACAAAUCCUAGAGGAAUUGGAGCCGAAUGUGUAUCAACUCAUGACUGAUGUCUUCGGAAAUUACGUUAUUCAGAAACUCUUCGAAGUGUGUGAUCAAACAGAAAAAGCUGGACUCGCCAAGAAGAUGGAAGGGCAUGUCUUGCAGCUGUCGAUGCAGAUGUAUGGUUGUCGGGUUGUGCAGAAAGCUUUGGAGUAUGUUCUUACAGAGCAACGCGAUGUAUUGGUGGAGGAGUUACGUCCGCAUACUCUGGAAUGUGUCAAGUCAAGCAACGCAAACCAUGUAAUUCACUUACGACUGACGAUUGAGCGACUGAUUACUCUUGAUCCUCCCGAUUUUGUGACCAAAGCCUUCGUCGGUCAUGUGCUGGAACUCGGAACUCACCCAUACGGCUGUCGCGUAUUGCAGAAGACUUUUGAGAACCUGCCUGUGGAAAGAACGCGUGCUCUCAUUGAUGAGAUGCACCUUCAUACUGUCAAAUUUACAAUGGAUCAGUUCGGAAAUUACGUUGUGCAGAGCAUCAUAGACAAGGGUAUCCCUGAAGAUCGCCAUAAAGUCAUUGACAAGUUGUUGCCACAGAUUCAAGAGAUGUCACGACACAAGUUCGCUUCCAAUGUAGUAGAGAAAGCCCUCAAUCAUGCAGACGAAAACGACCGCACUGCCAUUAUAGACGAAAUCAUCGGUCCCAAACCUGACGGAACAAAUCAGAUCCCCUCCUUGUUGAGAGAUGCUUUUGGGAAUUUUGCUGUACAAGUGUGUCGUCUUCUCCUCUCAAACUUGACUUACUGA
Molecule: messenger RNA, 1014 nt
Organism: Tremella mesenterica DSM 1558
Lineage: Eukaryota; Fungi; Basidiomycota; Tremellomycetes; Tremellales; Tremellaceae
Exons: 6
Coding region: 1-1014 (337 amino acids)
Biological process (GO): nuclear-transcribed mRNA catabolic process, deadenylation-dependent decay
Cellular component (GO): cytoplasm
Molecular function (GO): mRNA 3'-UTR binding
Source: RefSeq, a predicted model, not a curated record